UGAACACUACAAUUUAUCAAUUUCACAAUUUGUAUUUACUUCUAAUAAUGGUAUUUAUUUUAUAAAAUAUUCUUCAAAAAAUGAUCAAGGAAGAGUAGAUAGAAAUUUGAAUGUACUUGUUAUACCUAUCCCACCUGAUUCUGAAGAUUCACAAGGCCUUAUAUAUGAUAUCAAGUUAUAUUUUUUGAAAAGAUUAGCAAAUUCUCAAU
Messenger RNA from Scutellospora calospora, 209 nucleotides. NCBI's taxonomy places the organism in Eukaryota, Fungi, Glomeromycota, Glomeromycetes, Diversisporales, Gigasporaceae. The record is from the annotation of a GenBank genome assembly.